Molecule: messenger RNA, 1844 nt
Organism: Umbelopsis ramanniana AG
Lineage: Eukaryota; Fungi; Mucoromycota; Umbelopsidomycetes; Umbelopsidales; Umbelopsidaceae
Exons: 7
Coding region: 46-1743 (565 amino acids)
Biological process (GO): clathrin coat assembly; clathrin-dependent endocytosis; vesicle budding from membrane
Cellular component (GO): clathrin-coated pit; clathrin-coated vesicle
Molecular function (GO): phosphatidylinositol-4,5-bisphosphate binding; clathrin heavy chain binding; 1-phosphatidylinositol binding
Source: RefSeq, a predicted model, not a curated record
GCACUACACCCAACUUAGACCAACCUCCACUUUCUCUACCAAACUAUGGAGACAGCUGUUCGUAAGGCAACGAGGCUGGACUACCAGGCCCCGAAGCAGAAGCAUCUUCAACACCUCAUCAGCCUGACACAUUCGAGCAACUUAAAUAUGAAAGAUUUAUUUGAAAUGUUACAGCGUCGAAUACGUGAAAAUUCUUGGAUUAUUGUUUUCAAAGCACUUAUAACGGUCCAUACCUUGAUGCGAGAAGGGAGCGGGGACAAAAUCAUUGUAUUUGUUGAGCAACAUCCAACGAUUUUGGACGUUUCUCGGUUGAAGGAAAAGGGCGGUGCCGGAGAGCAUGUUCGAAACAUACGGGAGUAUAGCGCCUACUUGGAAGAAAAGGUGUUGGCAUACCGGGAUCUUCACGUUGACUACGUAAAAGCUACAGCAAACGGCAAAAGUGGACGGUUGCGGAGACUUCCAGUUUCCCAAGGACUGUUGAGAGAAACAUCAGUUUUGCAACGACAGAUUGCUGGAUUGUUGAAGUGCCAGUUCUCUCUUGACCAAAUCGAUAAUGAAAUAACCUUGCAAGCAUUUAAGCUGUUGGUGGAGGACCUUCUCGUGCUAUUUCAAGCCGUAAAUGAAGGCGUCAUCAACAUAUUAGAACAUUAUUUUGCCAUGUCAAAACCAGAUGCUCGAGAAUCGUUGGAGAUAUACAAGAGAUUCGCUAAGCAAACUGAAGCUGUUAUCGACUACUUGUCGAUGGCUAAAAGACUUCAACGCGACCUUCAGAUCGAGAUACCCAUUGGAAAACACGCCCCAUUGUCUCUUGCAACAGCACUAGAAGAGUAUCUAUUGGAUCCUGAUUAUGAAACACAACGAGAAUCGGCUGAGAAGGGAAAAUCGGCUGCCUCGAAUGGUGGAAAGGAUACUACUACCACGACGACAUCCGGACCCAGCAAUGGCUCCACUUCCGCACCUUCUCAGCCCAAGGAACUGAUCGAUUUCUUCACCAGCAUUGAGAAUGAAAGCGCAACUUUAUUCAAAGAUCCUAACAGUAAUGCUACAUUUAUUUCAACACAACCGACUGGGGUUAUGUCGAACCCCACUGGCGUAAUGACAAACUCCACCGGCUUAAUGCCAAAUCCUAGCUUUGGCAACCCUCCCCAGCUCAAUGCCGUCUCACCUCAACAAACUGGUAAUCCAUUUCGUUCAUCGACUAUGCCAAUGAGGUCACAGAGCACAGGGAUGUCACCCUCAACAGGCUUUGGAACAAUGGGUUCUUUACAACCUCAAAUGACAGGAUUGCCCUCACCCUCCCUAUCAUCACCCAAUCCCAAUAAUGCCAAUCCCUUCCGUGCAAGUACCAUGAGCUUCCCUGUCAGCUCUCCUUACGCAAAUAAUAGUGUUCAAGCUCCUCAGAACACAGCAUUCACUGGUAUGAGCUCACCAUUAGGGCCCCAGAUGACAGGGUUACAAGCUCAAACCACUGGGAUGUCAACCUUGAAUACACCAAUGCAAUCCAUGCAAGGCACUGGUAUGAUGAAUUUACAAACUCAAACGCCUAUGUUUACUGGAGCCAAUAGCAUGUCACCAAGAAUGUCCUUCAAUCCAUAUAUGCAACAGCAACAGCAACAAUCCUUUGUGCAAUCUCCAAUGAAUAAUAAUGUGAACCCCUUUGCUGCCAACAUGGCGCAACAGCAACAAAUGACUGGACAGACAAACAAUCCAAAUAACUUCCAGCAGUGGACACCUACAUUCUAAUGGAUAAACUAUGAAGGACGAUGUAUAAUUUCAUGAAACAAAAAAGUGUAAGGAUUUAAUGGAAAUAAAGCAUUUGAAUUAAGCCGUUAAACAGCAACAGG